ACCAAUCAAUGAUCUCUUCUCCGCAGUAGGCUUUUGCUCACACUGGACACUCCUUCCUCCAGUAAAACACGAAUGCACGCUCUGCCCCGGGCCGUCUCAGUCUGCAUCCACCGACAACCUCUUCCUCGGAGAUAGACGUUGAUUUGAUCCUUCUUAACCAACCACUAUGGUGUCCCAUAAGGAGUUUGCCAGCGCGGGGAAGCAGCCGGGGCUGCAGGUGUGGCGCAUCGAGAAGAUGGACCUGAAGCCCGUCCCCAAGGCCCUGCACGGCAACUUCUACACGGGCGACGCCUACGUUCUGCUGUUCACCACCAAGGCCCCCACCUACUACAUCCACAUGUGGAUGGGAGAUGAAUGCUCCCAGGAUGAGAGUGGGGCGGCCGCCAUCUUUGCGACCCAGCUGGAUGACUUCCUGGGGGGGGGGCCGGUGCAGUUCAGGGAGGUCCAGAACAACGAGUCCAUCACCUUCCUGGGCUACUUCAAGUCUGGCAUCAAGUACCAGGUGGGGGGCGUGGCCUCUGGCUUCGAGCACGUGGUGACCAACGACAUGAGCGUGAAGCGGCUGCUGCACAUCAAGGGCCGGAGGGCCAUCCGGGCCACCGAGGUGCCCCUGAGCUGGGGGUCCUUCAACCAGGGGGACUGCUUCAUCGUGGACCUGGGCAAGGAUAUCUACCAGUGGUGUGGCAGUGAGUGUAACCGCUUCGAGAGGCUGAAGGCGUCCCAGGUGGCCAUCGAUGUCCGGGACAACGAGAGGAACGGCCGUGCCAAACUGCACAUGGUGGACGACGGAGGGGAGCCGCAGGCCAUGAUAGACGCGUUGGGCCCAAAACCCAGCCUGCCCCCGGGCACCCCUGACGACGAGAAGGUGGACACCUCCAACAGGAAGAAGGGCGCCCUCUACAUGAUCUCAGAUGCGUCGGGCUCCAUGAAGACCUCCUUGGUGGCCCAGUCCAGCCCCUUCCUCCAGGCCAGUCUGUCCGCUGAGGAGUGCUACAUCCUGGACAACGGGGUGGACCGCAACGUCUUCGUGUGGAAAGGUCCCAAGGCUAACACCACAGAGCGCAAGGCCGCCAUGUCCGCAGCUGAGAAGUUCAUCAAGGAGAAGGGCUACUCUACCAAGACCCAGAUCCAGGUGCUUCCAGCAGGGGGCGAAACCACGCUGUUCAAGCAGUUCUUCAGCGACUGGAAGGACAGGGACCAGACCACAGGCCCCAGCAAGGCCUACACCUUCGGGCGCAUCGCCAAGGUGGAGCAGGUCCCCUUUGACGCCUCCAGCCUGCACUCCAACAACACCAUGGCCGCGCAGCACGGCAUGGUGGACGACGGCAAGGGCAAGGUCCAGAUCUGGCGGGUGGAGGAUGGGGACAGGGUUCCCGUGGAGCCCUCCUCCUAUGGCCAGUUCUACGGAGGGGACUGCUACCUCAUCCUCUACACCUACAGACUGGGAGGCCGCGAGCUGCACAUCAUCUACACCUGGCAGGGACUGAAGUGCACUCAGGAUGAGUUGGCAGCCUCUGCCUUCCUCACAGUGAAGCUUGAUGACUCAAUGGGAGGAUCCCCAGUCCAGGUGAGAGUGACGCAGGGCCAGGAGCCCGCCCACCUGAUGAGCCUGUUCCAGGGCAAGCCCAUGAUGAUCCACAGCGGCGGGACGUCCCGCAAAGGGGGUCAGACCUCGGCCGCGGGGAAGCGCCUCUUCCAGCUCCGCCAGGGCACCACCCGGGCCACCAGGGCGGUGGAGGUGGAGCCCUGCGCGUCCAACCUCAACACCAACGACGUGUUUGUGCUGAAGGCGCCCGACGCCACGGUGGUGUGGCAGGGGCUGGGGGCCAGCGAGGAGGAGGUAGCCGCCGCCAAACACGUGGUGGACGCCCUGGGGGGCAGCGUCAGCAACGUCACCGAGGGCAAAGAGCCAGCCAGCUUCUGGUCUGCUCUGGGAGGUAAGAAGGACUACCAGACAUCAAAGAGUCUGCAGAACAUGGUGAAGCCCCCUCGCCUGUUUGGCUGCUCCAACAAGACCGGAAGGCUUAUCGUGGAGGAGGUACCAGGGGACUUCAACCAAACAGACCUGGCCACCGAUGACGUCAUGCUCCUGGACACCUGGGACCAGAUCUUUCUGUGGGUCGGCGUGGAUGCAAACGCAGUGGAGAAGGCUGGCGCUCCCAAAAUAGCCAAGGAGUACGUGGACUCAGACCCCUCCGGGCGCAGGGGUCUGCCCAUCUCCACCAUCAAGCAGGGGGCUGAGCCCCCCAUCUUCACCGGCUGGUUCCAGGCCUGGGACGCCAAGAUGUGGGAGACGGAUCCGCUGGACAGAAUCCGUGCUCGCUUCUGAACACCCAUACCUCCUAGCUCCCGGCCCUCGGCCCUCCCAAACCCCCCGCAUGCUCCGCUUCACCAACCUGGUUUUCCUCAGGACCCGGAAUCCCCAAGUGCCAAAAUCACCUUGUUUUGCAAAAACGAAGGAAGGGCUUUCUGCUGAAUAAUUUGAAUUCAUUACCACAGUGUUUGGACUUUUACUGUAUUCAUCAUUGGUAUUAAAAUGCAGCUCAAAUGCACUUUGCAUGCAAACUUUUAUUAUAUAGGGCUGUAUCCUAUUCAGUACUUGUGAAUUAAAAAAAACGAUGUCAAAUGAUUAUGCUUUAUUUUUUU
Messenger RNA from Gadus chalcogrammus (walleye pollock), 2646 nucleotides. RefSeq names its product scinderin like b (gene scinlb). Gene Ontology annotation, biological process: barbed-end actin filament capping; actin filament severing; actin polymerization or depolymerization. The transcript is spliced from 17 exons. Gene Ontology annotation, molecular function: phosphatidylinositol-4,5-bisphosphate binding; actin filament binding. Gene Ontology annotation, cellular component: actin cytoskeleton; cytoplasm. The record is from RefSeq and is a predicted model, not a curated record. NCBI's taxonomy places the organism in Eukaryota, Metazoa, Chordata, Actinopteri, Gadiformes, Gadidae. The coding region runs from base 167 to 2329 and encodes 720 amino acids.